AUGUGAACCGUUGGUUUUUUCCGCCGCAUCUCAAGCUCAAAAGGCAGAAGAAGAAGCGCAUUCGAAAGCAGAAAGCUCAAAUUUCAAAAGCUUCUUUUCCAAAGCUUUGUGGCGUAAAAUUCCACGCCAGAACCCUAAAAAUUCUGACUCAAACAACCCUCGAUCGAUCUAUCUUCUUCUUCAUACUCGCCGACAUCCUCGAUCGAUCUCAUUUCCUCUCCUCUCCUGAGGUUUCGCCUCUGAUUUCCACCGAUUCGAACCUGAUCUGAGGAUUAUAGCGGUAAGAUUUAUCGUAUCAGAGCAUUGGACAGUUUGGUUGUUUAAGGAAUGGCAUUUGCGUCUUCAUUCAACAGUGUCGGUUUUGUUAAUCCGGGCCAAUAUACUUCAUCUCCAGAUGGAGACCGUUCCUUAUACAGUUUUGAUUGUUUGAGAUGGAGAGGAUAUGGGAGAUGCAGGAGAAAGAUUGGUUUCUCCACUGAAGUCAGGGCUCUUGUUACAAAUCCAGAGAUAGAUUUUAAGGAUCCAGACUGGAAGAAGCGGUUUCAGGAGGAAUUUGAGGACAGGUUCAAUUUGCCACAUUUGAGGGAUAUCUUUGACCUAAAGCCAAGGCUGACAACAUUCUCCCUCAAAAGCAGAGGUGCUCAAGUAGUGGAUGGUGUAAUUACUCCAGAGGAAAGGCAAAAUGGAUAUGUGAAUGAUGAUGAUAGGGCACUUCUAAAGGUUAUAAAGUACUCAUCGCCAACUUCGGCUGGAGCUGAGUGCAUUGAUCCUGAUUGCAGCUGGGUUGAGCAAUGGGUGCAUCGUGCAGGGCCACGUAGGCAAAUAUACUUCGAACCCGAGGAAGUUAAAGCUGGAAUUGUUACUUGUGGAGGGCUCUGUCCUGGUCUCAAUGAUGUAAUUAGACAGAUAGUAAUUACACUUGAAAUCUAUGGUGUUAAGAGGAUUGUUGGAAUCCCAUUUGGUUACCGCGGGUUUUCUGAUGAGAGCUUGGUUGAAAUUCCGCUUUCACGCCAAGUGGUUCAAAACAUUAAUCUUGCUGGUGGAAGUUUGUUGGGAGUUUCUCGUGGGGGGCCCAGUGUCAGUGAUAUUGUAGAUAGCAUACAGGCCAGGGGAAUUAAUAUGCUUUUUGUUCUGGGUGGCGAUGGCACCCAUGCAGGGGCCAACUCAAUUCAUAAUGAGUGCUGGAAGAGAAGGAUGAAAGUUUCUGUUGUCUGUGUCCCGAAAACGAUUGAUAAUGAUAUACUUUUGAUGGACAAGACAUUCGGAUUUGAUACUGCUGUAGAAGAAGCUCAACGGGCAAUCAAUUCUGCAUAUAUUGAGGCACGUAGUGCUUACCAUGGCAUUGGAUUGGUGAAAUUAAUGGGAAGAAGCAGCGGUUUCAUAGCUAUGCAUGCAUCACUUUCCAGUGGACAGAUUGAUGUCUGUUUGAUUCCUGAGGUACCUUUUAAUUUGGAGGGUCCAUAUGGUGUCUUGAGGCAUCUCGAGCAUCUGAUUCAGACUAAAGGAUCAGCUGUCAUUUGUGCGGCUGAAGGAGCAGGGCAAGAUUUGCUAAAUAAGUCGAAUGCUACAGAUGCAUCAGGGAAUGUGGUACUCGGAGAUAUAGGUGUACAUAUUCAACAGCAGAUCAAAAGGCAUUUCAAGGAGAUAGGACUCCCAGCUGAUGUCAAGUACAUAGAUCCAACUUACAUGAUACGAGCAUGUCGUGCAAAUGCAUCUGAUGCUAUCCUCUGCACUGUUCUUGGCCAGAAUGUUGUUCAUGGUGCAUUCGCGGGGUACAGUGGCAUUACGGUCGGUAUAUGCAACACCCACUAUGUCUACCUGCCCAUUCCAGAAGUCAUCAAAUCUACGAGAUUCGUGGACCCCAACAGCCGGAUGUGGCAUCGAUGCCUUACGUCUACAGGCCAACCAGACUUCCUCUGAUUUUCCAACAAAGCUCCAGAUUUUUUCACUGCAGAGAAGCUACGGCUGGCAGAUCAGUGCAGUCACCAUUUUCUUUUCUCUGGAUGUCAUUGCAGGACCUCAAAUCCUCAAUGAAUGCUGAUAGUUAAGAGGGGUGGUGGUGGUGGUGGAGUUAUUUCUAAAUAAGGGUUGGGGUCCAACAAUUUUGUACUUAUCAGGUUAGUAGAUGAUCUUAUGUUUGAUUAAGUCAAUGAUUAUCCAAAUGUAUUUUGAGUGUCUGAUGGGACAUUAUUUGGAUAGUUAUGGCAACUGAAUAAAAUAUGUACUGAAAUAAUUAAAUUCUUUCCAGUAAUUAUCUUUUAAGAAAAAAAAAGAUAUUUGUUUAGAUGAUUCCAA
This is a messenger RNA of Magnolia sinica, 2295 nucleotides long. Its product is annotated as ATP-dependent 6-phosphofructokinase 5, chloroplastic-like. The record is from RefSeq and is a predicted model, not a curated record. Lineage: Eukaryota; Viridiplantae; Streptophyta; Magnoliopsida; Magnoliales; Magnoliaceae. The coding region runs from base 328 to 1920 and encodes 530 amino acids. Gene Ontology annotation, biological process: glycolytic process; fructose 6-phosphate metabolic process. Gene Ontology annotation, molecular function: ATP binding; 6-phosphofructokinase activity. The transcript is spliced from 14 exons. Gene Ontology annotation, cellular component: cytoplasm.